Messenger RNA from Diaporthe batatas, 297 nucleotides. RefSeq lists its product as uncharacterized. Gene Ontology annotation, cellular component: U4/U6 x U5 tri-snRNP complex; U6 snRNP; precatalytic spliceosome. Gene Ontology annotation, biological process: mRNA splicing, via spliceosome. NCBI's taxonomy places the organism in Eukaryota, Fungi, Ascomycota, Sordariomycetes, Diaporthales, Diaporthaceae. The transcript has 3 exons. The record is from RefSeq and is a predicted model, not a curated record. Gene Ontology annotation, molecular function: RNA binding. Bases 1 to 297 code for a protein of 98 amino acids.
AUGUCUCUCACCGCGUACCUCGACAAGAAAGUCACAAUUAUCACGGCUGAUAGCCGCACCCUGGUCGGCACCCUCGUCUCCGCGGACAACCAGACCAAUCUCGUCCUCCAGAACGCCGUUGAGCGCGUGAUCCGACCGGCCGAGGACCCCGAGCCGUCGGUGGAGGUGCCCCUCGGGCUCUACAUAGUCCGCGGCGACAACGUCUGCCUGGUUGGCGUCGUAGAUGAGGAGCUUGACAACUCCAUCGACUGGACGGCGGUCAAGGGUGACGCGAUUGGCGGUAUCAAGCACUCAUAG